Messenger RNA from Limulus polyphemus (Atlantic horseshoe crab), 1372 nucleotides. It is a transcript of the gene sicily, whose product is annotated as NADH dehydrogenase (ubiquinone) complex I, assembly factor 6-like. Gene Ontology annotation, biological process: biosynthetic process. Lineage: Eukaryota; Metazoa; Arthropoda; Merostomata; Xiphosura; Limulidae. The record is from RefSeq and is a predicted model, not a curated record. Bases 392 to 1225 code for a protein of 277 amino acids. The transcript is spliced from 10 exons.
AACUACAGUUUUGAGACAGAAAAUCUCCAUUCUUGAGGAUAAUGUUCAAUACCUAAUUCUAACAUUAGUGCAUCAACAUUUAUACAGAAACAGAAAGUAUGUUGUAGUGAGAAGCAAGACUUUGAUGGCAAUUUGGGUGAACUGAAACUCUUAUUCCCAGAGCUAAUAAAUUCCAUUGCUGUAAACGAGAGCCAAGAAGUUCCCCAUACUGCUUUGAUAGAAACAAGUCACAAAUCAGAUCAUUUAGCUCUUGUGUGAUCACUAUCUGUAUGAUCAGAUCGGGCAGUUUAUGUUGAGGUGCUACAUGAAUAGAAUUACUAUAGGAAGAUGAGGAAGGUGAUUUAUUGUCUUCUUUGCAGGAUAACUCUUCUGUGCCCCAAUUUGCUGGUGGAUGUGGCACUGGAAGACUAAUCCCAUGAGAAAAUGUGAUUAUGAGAACUAUUUGGCAACAUUGCUCCUCCCUCAGGAAUCAAGGUCUGCAGCUAUGGUAAUUAGAGCUUUUAACACAGAAAUUGCCCAGGUGAAAGAUAUGGUGUCUACAACUCAUGCUGGAGCCAUGAGGAUACAGUUUUGGAAAGAUACACUAGAGCAGACGUUCCAGGGUCAACCCCCACAACAACCAAUUGCUUUGGAAUUAGCAAGGAUCUUGAAAUAUCAAAAGUUAACAAAGGUUUGGUUUCAACGCAUGGUUGACAGUAGAGAAAGCCUGUUUUCAGAAACAGGUCACCAAACUAUAGAAGAACUUGAAGAUUAUGCUGAAAGAUCUGUUUCUUCUGUUUAUUACUUAAUUCUACAAUCUAUGGGAAUAAAAGACCUUCAGUGUGACCAUGCUGCUAGUCAUCUAGGUAAAUGUCAGGGGAUUACUAACCUAUUACGUGGUGUUCCUUUUAAUGCAUCUAGAGGACGAGUCUACCUUCCUACUGAUGUGCUCAUUAAGCACAAAGUUUCUCAAGAGCAAAUUCUUCAAGGAUCCCAGGAAAAGUCAGUAAUAGAUGUUGUCUAUGAAAUUGCCUCCUUAGCACAUCAACAUUUAGAGACUGCUAGGUCUUUCAAGAAAGAUGUUCCACCAGCAGCAAGAGUUGUAUUCCUUCCAGCAGUUGCUUGUGAAAGUUAUCUUAAGAAACUACAAGAAGCCAAGUUUUGUGUUUCUCAUCCACAACUACAGCAGAGGAAUGGACGUUUGCCUUUAAUCUUAUGGUGGCAUAAACUAAAGAGAACAUUUUAAGUAACAGAAAAUAUAAAUUCAGAAUUUUUUAAACUUUGUUUUAUUCUGUAGAAUUUUGAAAUUCCGUUUCUAGUUUUGUAGCAGAAUACCCUUAAAAGUAAUAAAAUAACUUGAAGAUAUGAAAAUAAAUGUUCUGAUUAUUAUUUA